UUUGAAAGAUUCAGCAGGAAACAGUACAUUUGUACGAGGCAUUUUCUUUAUAUUAACUUUUUAUAACAGCCUUUUCUUGGACUUAGGGUGAAACUGAAUAGAAGAACCUUUUCAAAAGAGUCAAGAAUUCUAGAACUAUCACAGUAGAGAGAGACUUACACUGAUUUCAGUAUUAUAUUUUAAAUAUUUGUUUAUAGUUAAAAAUUAAACAGGCAUCUAAGCGAGGAUUUGAGAGUAAGAAUCUGUUCUGGGUGUGCAGAUUUGUCUUCAUCAUGAAACAAGGAUCAGUUCUUUUGUUUAUAUUAUACCUGUCUCAUCAUGCUUUUGCACAAGUGCCAGAGAGUUACUUGAUACAGGAAUGUGUGAAGAACAAUUACACAGAGCGAUCUUGUGAGAAAGUUUUUUGUCAGCCUUGGCAGACGUGUAUAACAGGAACCUGUCAGUGUAAAAUACCUUACCAGUGCCCCAAAAAUGGCACUUCAGUUUGUUCCAUUGUCAGAAGGAGCUUCCCAACUUACUGUCAACUAAAAAGUUAUGAGUGUCGCCAAAAAUUCAGCAAAUUUUUGAACAGGGGCAAUUGUAACCCUGGAGAUCGUUUUAAUAUUCUCUUCAGUCACACAAAUGUAAGCUCAGAAGGAAUUGUUCAAGUUGAACUGACCAACUCAGAGCAAUCAUACAUAUGUGGGAAAGGAUUAACCAUCAAUGAAGCCAACGUGAUCUGCAGACAUCUUGGUUAUGCUAGAGGAGCUGAAAGCAAAGAAUCUAUUGAGCCAGAUGAAGACCAGGGUUCACUUGAAUGCCUUAAAGCAACUUGCAGAGGGAUAGAGACGAGGCUGGCUGAGUGUGGUUUAAGGAAAAUGAGGUUGACCACUGGGAAGUUGGCUAAAGUGACAUGCAGUACAGAACGCAGAGACUGUAACGUCAGAGAAUUCCCCUGUGUCAAUGGAAAAUGUAUCCAUUUAAGUAAAACAUGUGAUGCAAUGAAUGACUGUGGUGAUUUAAGUGAUGAAUUAUGUUGCAAAGCUUGCAAAAGGAAACAUUUCCAUUGUAACUCAGAUGUGUGUAUUCCAAGCAGCUAUGUGUGUAAUAAUGAACUGGACUGCCUAACAGGAGAAGAUGAACUCAAUUGUAAUAAAACUGGAGGAACUAAAAAAGAAACAGAAGGAAGAAAAAGAAACAACAAAGAAGAAUCAAAUCAAGUUAUAGAGUCCAUGGAUGAAGAAAGAAAAAGGAUAAAGACUUUACUUCCUGUAGUAUCCUGUGGCAUUAGAAAUCACACAGUUACUCGUCGGAAGAGAAUCAUUGGUGGAUUUACUGCACAACCGCUUGAAUUUCCCUGGCAAGUGGCCAUUAGAGGCGAAGGGCAAACAGUGAACUGUGGUGGGACUUACAUUGGAGGCUGUUGGGUUUUGACCGCUGCACACUGUGUUCGGAAGAGCCGUCUUCAUGUUUAUAAGGUUUGGACUGGGAUGUUAGACUCAAUAAAGUUCGAUACCAGGAUAGAAACAUUUUCUUUAAAGGACAUGAUAAUACAUGAGAACUAUAACUCCAAAACAUAUGAAAACGAUAUCGCUUUGCUGGAGAUGAAAACAAAAAAUCAGGGGACUCCAUGUUCUCCACCUGAUACUGUGCCAGUAUGCAUUCCCUGGUCACAAUAUAUGUUCAGAGGUGGUCAACAGUGUAAAGUAUCUGGCUGGGGACUUGAUGAAGAAUCUACAAGGCAAUAUGUUCUUAAGUGGGGUUAUGUUAAUCUAAUGGAUAACUGUUCAGAAAUCUACAAGAAUCGAUACUUCAAAGGAAUGGAAUGUGCCGGUACAGAUGAUGGUUCUGUAGAUGCCUGUAAAGGAGAUUCAGGAGGACCUUUGGUUUGUUUUGACCCUAACAAUGUAGGAUAUCUUUGGGGGAUUGUGAGCUGGGGUGAAAACUGUGGUGAAAGGGGACAUCCUGGUGUUUAUACAAAAGUGGCACACUAUUUUGAUUGGAUUGCUCGACAUACUGGAAUAGAUCUCAUUUCUAAAUAUAAUGUGUGAUUGUUAGAAUGCAAACAUUUACCAGCAUUAAUGAAACAAAGUUUUCAACUAGAAAACUGGUGGCUCAGUUCAAUAAAUAUUAAGUACUUUAAGUUUAACGAUUUAACUAAGCAACAACAACAGUUCCUAUGCAAUUUGAAAUUUUGCUUUGUUGUUUGUGCUUUUGAGUCAGUGUUUACUCCUGGCAAGCUGCCUGGUCCCUGCAAUUUUGGUAAGAUUUCAGAAAUGGUUUGGCAUUGCCUCUUCAUAGGGGCUGAAGCAGAGUUGACUGGUCCCAGGUUGGCCAGGUGGCUUUGUGCCUAAGGCAGUUUGUAGCCUGAUGCUUUAACCACUAUACUAAAUUGGAAAUGGUAGAAUUAUUUGAAACAUAUUCCUAAAUAGAUAUAUACUAUAUAUAAAAGUAGAGUUUAAGCCUGUUAAAAUCUCUAGUACUUAAAAGCUUAUUUCAAUAUGGAUUAUGCCCCAGAAGAGGAACUCUAGUGACUUAUAAAAUUUUACAUUUAUGGCUUGGUGGUGUUUUAGAAAAAUCUGCUCUAUUUUUUAUGUAUUCACUUUGUAUAGUCAAAUAAAAAAUGAUGUAUGCA
Ahaetulla prasina is the source of this 2614-nucleotide messenger RNA. RefSeq names its product complement factor I (gene CFI). Gene Ontology annotation, biological process: proteolysis. Lineage: Eukaryota; Metazoa; Chordata; Lepidosauria; Squamata; Colubridae. Gene Ontology annotation, molecular function: serine-type endopeptidase activity; protein binding. The coding region runs from base 273 to 2030 and encodes 585 amino acids. The record is from RefSeq and is a predicted model, not a curated record. The transcript is spliced from 14 exons. Gene Ontology annotation, cellular component: membrane.